Messenger RNA from Toxotes jaculatrix (banded archerfish), 1179 nucleotides. RefSeq lists its product as uncharacterized. Bases 161 to 1009 code for a protein of 282 amino acids. The record is from RefSeq and is a predicted model, not a curated record. Lineage: Eukaryota; Metazoa; Chordata; Actinopteri; Toxotidae. The transcript is spliced from 5 exons.
GGGUUUGGCCAUGGUCAGACUCUGCUCUAUAAAAAUGUCCGUCCUGACAGGACGGAGUGCGACAGCUUCUCUGCCCUGAGAGGACAUCCAUCGGCUUCUGUCAGACGUCUGUCUCCACCACAGUAAGGGUCCUCACAUCCUGCCGGCAGCAGCAGUGAAGAUGGCUGGCCUGUGCUGGAUGGCUGUAACACUGGUCGUGUUCCUGUCUACUGAAAACAGUUUGGCUGAUGUGGACCAGAACCAACUUGCAACAUUUGUACAAGAAGUUCUGAACAGGUACAGACCAAGCUACAGUGUUAACGGACGUCCAAGAUUCCCCAUGUUCAGUGUGGCUGUGAGCGUCCCAUACGACCCUAAAAGUAAAAUGUAUGAUAUAAAUCUAGUCCCUGACUCUGGUGAACAAGUGAGGAAUGAGAUUCUAAAUUGUAAUGUGUACAAGAGCAGAAGGGUGGUGGCAGCCACAGUUCUGCGGUGGCCAAAUGUUGUGAGUCAGUGUCCCCAGGCAAACGUGCAAUGGCCCGAUGUUCUGAGAAAGUGUCCUAAAGGGGUUAAAACAUGGGCUGAUGUUAAAACAAGCUGCCCUCGAGCGGUUAAUGAAGGUAAAGCUGAUCAUGCAGAAUUCCGCACUCUGCAGCAAUUGAACACUUUGGUCCACAGCGAAAAUGAUUUUUUGCUCUUCUAUGUUCUUGCUUCCCCGUGUGAGGGAAGAUGUACAAAUGAGAGAAAUCCCCUGAACAUUCUAAAUAAAAUAACUGAGAUUAAGAACUGGAGAAAUUAUGCUGUGGUGUUUUCUAACAUAUUCAAGCCCCGUGAAGGUGGAGCCAUACCUGAGGAAAACCUACGUGAGUCCCUUGCACGGCUUGGGACAAAGAUCGGUCUAAAUAGGAUAUACCGCUGCAAUGAGCAAGGGCCAAACAAGUUGGUGCAGUGUACAAGCUGUUCUGAUGGAGAACAAGUUACACGUUAUUGUUAUUCAGACAAGCGAUCAGCUGGGAGGGCAGGGGGGUAAAGGACAGCACAGGAUGAGGUUGGGAAAAUUAAAUUUGAGCUUUAUAUAAUUUUCCCAUAAUUAGUUUUCAGACUCUUGCAGCUGCAACUUAUACGACAUAACCUGCCUUAAAGCAUACGAGUGACAGUACUUCAGAAGGCGACCAGCAGCAUUUAUCAUUGCUCAGGCCU